AUGUACCGCGGCAAGAGCAGAGGAGAAGAGGUCGAGAUUGGCGCUCUCCAGAAGGUCCGUUCGUGGGCGAGAGUCUCGGCGCCGGGGCGCAGUGCCUUCCCUCCUCAGGAAGUAGAGCAGCCACCUGAGAUGAUAAUCAUGUACACAGUUCGAUCGUUGGUGCCCAUUGCGUUUAGCUUUGGAAGAGACUUUUGGUAUUCCACAGUGGCCGGUGCUGUGAUUCGGCCUCGAUGGCAGUCCCUGGGCCUCUAG
This is a messenger RNA of Penicillium diatomitis, 252 nucleotides long. RefSeq lists its product as uncharacterized. The transcript has a single exon. Bases 1 to 252 code for a protein of 83 amino acids. The record is from RefSeq and is a predicted model, not a curated record. Lineage: Eukaryota; Fungi; Ascomycota; Eurotiomycetes; Eurotiales; Aspergillaceae.